AUGGCGCCCAAUGAAGCCGCGCUGGAAGCGAUAAGGCUGGUGCGAGCCCAGGGAUACGCGGAAAAGGUUGAAGUGAGGCCGUCAGCGGUCGUGGAGAGUGUGGAGGUGGAUUGUCCAGGAGGUCCAUACACCUGCUUCAUUUGCACAGAGGCCAAAGACGCUUCAGAACGAUUUCUUCCACACAG
This is a messenger RNA of Symbiodinium pilosum, 185 nucleotides long. NCBI's taxonomy places the organism in Eukaryota, Dinophyceae, Suessiales, Symbiodiniaceae. The record is from the annotation of a GenBank genome assembly.